This is a messenger RNA of Oppia nitens, 804 nucleotides long. RefSeq lists its product as uncharacterized. Lineage: Eukaryota; Metazoa; Arthropoda; Arachnida; Sarcoptiformes; Oppiidae. Bases 1 to 804 code for a protein of 267 amino acids. The record is from RefSeq and is a predicted model, not a curated record. The transcript has 3 exons.
AUGUCAAUUAAAUUUGAUUUCACCGGAAAGGUAGCUCUGAUAACUGGUUCGAGUUCGGGUAUCGGUGCCGGCAUUGCUGAACUGUUUGCCAAAUCGGGUGCCAAUGUUGUAGUUACCGGUCGUAAUGCCGAUCGUGUGGCCAAAGUGGCCAAACAGUGUACAGAUUUGUCACCGAAACAGUUGACUGCACUGGAAGUCGUCGGCGAUAUGACUAACGAUGAGGAUUGCAAUCGACUGAUUGAGACAACUGUCCAAACGUUUGGCAAAAUUGAUAUAUUGGUCAACAAUGCAGGAAUGGAUAAGUUAGCCGAUCCUAACAGUGAUGACUAUUAUCAACUGUUUUUAAGUGUUAUGCAAACAAACUUGUAUUCAGUGGUAUAUCUAACACACAAAUGUGUGCCAUAUUUGGCCAAAACUCGGGGCAAUAUUAUCAAUAUAUCGAGUAAUGGAUCAAAAGUAACGAUUAAUGGCUAUUCUCCGCACUGUAUGUCCAAAGCAGCGGUGGAUAUGUUUACCAAAUGUAUGGCCGCAGAGUUGGGACCCAAACAUCAUAUCAGAGUUAAUUCAGUCAAUCCCGGUGUAGUAUUGACCGACAUUUUAGUACAUAAUAAUAAUACUAUUAGCCGUGAGGUUAGCAAUCAAUUACUCAAUGCUGUCGGUGCCAAAUGCCCGGUCGGUAGGCCUGGCCAGCCCGAAGACAUUGCCAAUACUGUUGCCUAUUUGGCCAGUGAUACGGCGGCCGGGUUUCUGACCGGCAGUAAUGUUCUGGCCGACGGCGGAUACAUUGCGGCCAAUGUUUCGUAG